Molecule: messenger RNA, 623 nt
Organism: Spinacia oleracea (spinach)
Lineage: Eukaryota; Viridiplantae; Streptophyta; Magnoliopsida; Caryophyllales; Amaranthaceae
Exons: 1
Coding region: 162-488 (108 amino acids)
Source: RefSeq, a predicted model, not a curated record
ACCACAGGCACUUCCUUUACUCAGCCUACCAUAUAAAAACACACAUCUCCCCUUUCUUUCUCUCAACAAACAUUUCUCCAAACUAAAACCUUACAACAACAACAACAACAACAACAACAACAUUGUUUUAUAUCUCAAUCAAAAACCUCGAAUCUUUUUCUAUGUCUAUUCAAGAGCAGCACUUAAUCAUGGAGUCUGAAACCCGAAACUCGAAGUUUAAUAAUGAGGAGAAAGAUAAAGAUGAGGUUAAUGUAGCAGAAAGCAAACCCUCGAUAUCUACACAGCUCUACCUCAGGUCGUCGUCGUCAUCGAAACCGCUCGACAAAGAAGUCGUGCUCGGUCGAAUCCAGCGUCGGAAAUGCAUGAACAAGGUGAAGAACACCUUACACUCCUUGCUAAGCUUGAAUGGUUCAACAACAACUUCAACUGCAUCCAUAACUCAGGAUCAGAUGUGGGUUGACCUUGGAGAUGCCUUUUCUUGCCCCUGAUUUCUAUUUUAAGCUGCUGGUGUUAAACUUUCAAGGUUUCUGGUUUAAAUUAGUUGAGUUCUUCAGAUAAAUUUGUACAUUGUUAUAGCUUAUAGCUAAAGAUGGUUGUGGUCGGGAAAGCCGGAAAGCCCGAGC